Myxocyprinus asiaticus (Chinese sucker) is the source of this 7470-nucleotide messenger RNA. RefSeq lists its product as uncharacterized. Bases 455 to 6592 code for a protein of 2045 amino acids. NCBI's taxonomy places the organism in Eukaryota, Metazoa, Chordata, Actinopteri, Cypriniformes, Catostomidae. The record is from RefSeq and is a predicted model, not a curated record. The transcript has 9 exons. Gene Ontology annotation, molecular function: protein binding.
CUCUCUCUCUCUCUCUCUCUAUCUCUCUCUCUCUCUCACACACACACACACACAAACAAACAGUGUGUCUGUGAUUCUGAAUGACGCUGUGUCUCUUUCUCUAAUAAUAGAGUUUCGCUGCUAAUGGAUUUGCGGGAAAACUGACAGAUUUUCAUUGGAGACCAUUAACAAUCUCCCUCGGACUUUAACUGUAUUUAUAGACAGGCCGCCGCACUGCAACUAUGAUCUUCAGCAGUCAGCGGGACAGAGAACGGCGAUUGUCCGGCUCAGGCGACCCGUCCUGGGUGUGCGAGUGAAAUCGAGGCCGCUGAUGCCGCGGCCUAGUGCGACAGCGCUCCGUUUCAAUCCGGAUCAGAAAUGGCUUCAUGUGAUGACAGAUUGACAUUGAUUGACAGAUUGACAUUGAUUGACAGAUGAUGCAGGUGAGCAAGGCUCUCAGCAUCACUGCUGGAGAAUGAAGCUUCAUUCAGACACGAAUGAGAGUGGACACACAUGUGAGUCCGUGUCGCAUGCUGCCCAGGACAUGAACCUGAACCACCGUUUGGCCUUGAGCUCCUGCCGGCUCAAAUCUGAGCCCGGGUCAGAGUGUUGCAGACCUGGAGGUCUGGAGGUGUCAGUGCACCUGUGUAAUGGUUCGUUUGACCAAUCAGGGCCUGAGAAUUUCAUGUCACACUGUGAUAAAAGUGAUGCUGACCCCGACAGACAAUGUCUGUCCGAUGAAGACGAUAUCACACUAGAGAUCCAACAGGCCUACAGAAUAUUUCAGAGUUUUCUUUCAGAGAAACACAAAGCAAUAGUGGCCCCGUUUUGGCACCCCAUUGGCCCCGGAGCACACGGGGAUCAGGCCCCUGACAGUAACAUGUGCUUCAGGAAGAUGAAUGAUAAGUUUGUGAAUCGAGAGUAUGAAUCGAUUACAGAAUUUGUGGCUGAUUUCAGACUGAUGUUGGAGAAAUGUUAUCGGUUUCAUGGUGUUGAUCACUGGAUCUCCAAACAGGCUCAGAAACUGGAGAUUAUUCUGGAACAAAAGCUCACCUUGUUGUCCAGGACCUUGAGAGAGAAAACGAUCCUGGCCGUGACAUCUAGAGGUCGCUUUGGCACUGAAGAUGAAAAAGGGCUAGUAGGCACAUCAUCCAGGCGCCGAUCGGUACCACGAAACCUGGCGGCCAUUACGUUGGGUGGCAGUGAGUCCAUCAUGGUGCAGGCACUGAGACUAGAGGAGCUACAGCGAGCCAAAGAGGAGAGGAGGCAGCGGGAACAGGAUAGAAAAGAGGCAGAGGAGGCGUCGGCAAAAGAAGUCGAGGACUGGGAGCAUUCCUUGCUGUCUUUAGCAGAACCGUGGCCGGUCCAAACCAUGUGGGAGCUCCCAGCCAUUGGCCACUUCCUGUGUCUUGCCCAAACGGCUCUCAAUCUCCCCGAGAUCAUUUUCUAUGAGCUGGAGCGCUGCUUGUUGAUGCCUCGCUGUAGUUCUUUCCUCGCUAAGGUCAUGACGUCUCUUCUCUGCCAUCCGCACAAGAGAGCGACCCGCCACCCGGCACUACCCUACAGGAAGUGGGAGGCGGAGUUGCGUCAGAGGGUGCAGGGCUGGUACCAGGCCGUCGGGAGGGUUGAAGCCCAAGUGACCCGAGCGGAACAGCUCGGACUUUGCCAUCAGUUCUUUUGGAUGCUGGGCGAGGUGAAUCCUCUAGAGGAAACGCCGUUCCACCAGCUUCCGUUUAACCAGCGCGUUUGGCUCCUCAAGGGACUCUGCGAUCACGUGUAUGAGACCCAGAAAGACGUGCAGGACGCCGUUCUCGGGCAGCCCAUUCACGAGUGCCGCGAGUCCAUUUUGGGUUACGACAGUGGGGAGAACACCUACAUACACUUUCCGCACUUUUGUGGCGCGGACUUGAGAAUCUAUCGCCAGAGUCCGUGUCUCGCAAUGGAGUUUCCUCUGCCAGUGUUCCACCUCAAGAGAUCUGAGCAGGAGACGGGCUCAGAUGGGUCAGAAGUCAAGGAGGAAAUGAAUGAGAUGGGAGGACUCUUUCUGUCUGUAGAUGGUGUAAAGUUAGAUAACGACCGCUCCUGCAAGAUGGAGCUGUACGCAUGGGGCGUAAACGAAGAUUCGCUCGUCGACAAAGAGGAUCUGGAUCAGAAACGUCCCUCAAGUGUCCUCUUAGGAUGCAUGGAAUAUUCUCCAAAGUCUUUAAGAGGCAUUCAAAAGUCCAUGGAGGAAGAACAUUUAAAAGAAGAGGAUGAGUCGGACUGCAAGCCGUACUUCCAAGUAGGCGACAGCUGCUUUAAAGGCAAAUCUCCUGCCAACUCUCUCAACUCACAUACUGACAAAAGUCCUAACAAGUUUACUAUUCACAAGACCAUUGAGGAACACAGUCCCUGUUCAGGGUGUUUUACGCUGUGCAAGAAAACAACACUGCACUGUUCAUUCUGUCGGCUCUUGAGCGACCCCAUCAAACCUGUAAUCACCCGAGCUAGAAAAGACAAAUCCACACAGGGGACAACAGAAACGACAUGUGCAAAGAAAAAUAAGAGGAAGAAAAAGAAAGAGAAAGAGAGGAAGUUGGGUAUGAGAAAAACCAAGAAAGGGAAAGUGAACCUGAAAAACAUAACGGCUAAAAGCAGCCUGCAAAGAGCCGCCAGCACCAUGAAGAAGAAGGACAAGAGGAAAAAACAAAAACAGAGGAAAAAGUUAGACAUGAAGACGACUUUGGUGAGGAGAAAAGUGGGAUCUGGACUGCUGCCAGCGGAACCAUCGUUUCAGUUGGUUUGCUCCAGUCUGGAUGAUCUCAGAGUUCUGAUCAAUAAAACAGAAGAUGAGCUGGAUGAACUGGACUGCGGCAAAAAGAGAUCUGGAAGAAUGCUACACAAAAGAGCCACUGUGAAAGAGUUACACAUCACACUUAUAAGGCUGCUAAAUGAGCUGUUACCAUGGGAACCAAAACUAGUCAAGGCCUUCCAGAGGAACAGAGCACGCUUGAAAAAGGAGUGUGACGAUUUCAAAAAACACCCCGAAUAUGAGAACUUUAUCAGGGAACAGAUAGAUACAGUGAAUACUGGGGAAGGUUUGUGCAAACAUGGAUUGUUGUCCACAGAAACAGUAAGAGAGUUGGAAGAUGGUGAAGUAAAAAUUGACAGGAAAAUGAAGGAAGAUUCUGAGGCGGCAGAGAAUGUAAACCAGCUUGGAAAUCAUGAAUUAAGAUGCCUAGAUGACAGACCUGAAUUUGUCAUGGCAAGUAAUGAAUCUGGACACUUCACACGAGCUUCAAAGCGCUGCCAAAGUGGUGCAAUAAAUGAGGAAUCGAGCCCGUGCAAGAGAGGCAAAAUGGACCCAGAGAGUUCAUUGACUUCUGGACUUAACGUGGAGGUUGUAUUCAGUAAACAAAAAACAGCAAUCACAAGCCCACAGACCUCUGAAAGAGCUUCAGUGUUUUCUGCGCCUGUGAGUAGCUUUCAGCCCAUCCAGGCAUUGCUAGCCAAGAGCAUUGGAAACAAAGUGACCUUAAUAAGUCAUCCUAAGGCUGCAGUGAUAGCUCAGAUGCUUCAUAACAACACAGCGUCUGCAACUGUACCACCUGUCCAACAUUCAACUACCUGUCCACAAACACCACACUCUGAACCUGUCUCUAUAGUAACACCAACUGCAACAUCCACAACAGAGAGUAGUGAACAGGUGGUGUACAAGACUGCAGGAGGCUUGGGGCUUCUCAGAAAAGGGAGCACUUCAGUGAAGUUUUCAGGGCAGCCAGUAUUAGAUCAAAAAUCAGGGGAGAAGGUAAUGCAACAAGUUGUUAUCUUGCCUUCGAAUCUACUGAUUCAAAGCACUGAGAAAAAGGCAGCUCAGGAGUCACUUAAAGGGACCUCUGUGUCCAUCCCUAAGAUUACAACAUACUUGUCCAAUGCUUCAGGGUUCACUCUACCAGAAAACAAGGUUCCUGUCCAGCAGGUGGCACCACUAAAAGAAACCAGUGAUGUCAGAACGCCAUCCGCAGCAGUAUUACCCAGUUUAAGAACAUUACCUACAACUACUGGAGGUUCCACUGUGCCUAAAAAGACUACUGAACCAAAGGUGGCCCUAAACAAAUCCUUCACCCCAACCAGUAGGAGUCCUACCAAACCUGAUGCUAAGCAGGAGCUGAGGACAGUGUGUAUUAGAGACUCGCAGUCCAUUCUUGUCACUACUAGAGGAGGCAACACUGGGGUGGUGAAGGUACAGAUGUCGGACCAGAGCGUAAUGGGUGCUUUACCAUCCAGCCCAAUAUUUGCCAUCUCUUCACAACUUCAGGCCUUCCUGGUGUCACAGUCUUCCACAUCCACUACACAAGCUGCUUCUAGUACCCUCGGUGUGAAAUCUUUACCUGGUAUCACUCCUCUUAUUGACAGAGGUUUUUCUCAGACACUCUUAAAGGAUAUCAUUCCAGUCAGCUCAUCUACUGUGGUUACAGGAACAUUAACUUCCUCAACCAUAAAUCAGAAACUGUCUGCUGCUGACAGUCCAGCCACUGGUAAAUCACCUCACCUGGCCACAAGCAAAAGCAGUGAUAGUGUCAUUUUAACUGUGAAGGAUGUCCAACGUGUUCAGCAGAAUACUAUAUCUAAAUGUAUAACGAAACCCUCACAAAAGAUAACUCUACCAGGGAGCAGAACGCCAGACCACUACAGCCUUCAAAAGGUUUUCCUAGUCACACCUUCAUCAGAUGUCCCCUCAGUGGCAGCAAAUGUCACCACCACUACUGCUACCAUGCCAGAGUCAAGGGUCAUGUUCGUAAACCACCCCUCUCCCUCUGACAACUCCGCACUUACCAUUCUAAAAGAACUGACAACUUCAGAAGCCAACAUUUCUUCUGCAACUUCUUCUCCAGCACUUGAAUCCUUGAGAGCCGUACCCAAGCUUGGGACAACGUUUGGCUGCACUGCUUCUGGUGCGAUGGCCAAUGUCCAGAGCAUCGGUGUUGCAGGGUUGACGCCUAGGGUACUUAGCACAAACAAGAACAUCCUGGAAGCUUCUACAAAAACUACACCUGUAAUUGUCUCCAGGGUUCUUGCAACAUCAUGUGGGCUGCAAAUUGGUCAGAAAAGCAAUGUUGUUGCAAGUAGAGGUCCUUCAGGAAAUAGUGAAAGUCCUCUCAAAGCAGUUCGGUCUGUUGAUGGCAAAACGCUCACAUUUUCAACACUGGGCACUGGUCACAUGGCGUCCUCUGCACUUUUAUCAGUUGUAAAACAGGAUGUUCCUUCAACUGUCUCGACAACAUUUUCAGUGUUAAAUGCUCUUAACAAUAAACCUGGGUUUACCGUUGGCAACUCUACUUCAAAUAUAUCUGCCUCUUUGUCAGGAAGUCUAAUUAGCAAACACACUACUUUAACAAAUGAGGUGACGCCACAAAGUAACAAGCCACAAAUUAUCUCACCCCUUUGCUCAUCAACUUCAGGAGUGUCCUAUCCUUCAACUAUGAGCAGCACUCCCGUGGUCAUGACCUGUGCGGUCCGACCUCCAACCUCUGAAACCAAGAGUGUGCAGGGAAAAAUUGUGAUCAAUACCACUGCCCCAAUUACCCCUGGAACUCAACUCCUGAUCAACAACACCAGAUUUGUCGUACCUGCUCAAGGCCUUGGACCUGGUAGUCAUGUUCUGCUUAUCUCAAGCUCUUGUCCUGGAGGAUUGCAAGGUGCAAGUCCACCGCCCACUGUUCCCAGAAGUCCAAUCAGUUCAGCUCCUCAUCCUGUUCCUUCAGUUGUUCAAGGUUUGAGAUUGGUAGCGCCACAGCAAACUCUUGUCAGACUGCCUACGCCCACCGCAAAAACAAUUGGGCCCCCUGAUGGAGUCCGUCAGCAGGUGAUCAGAACCCCACUGACUGCUCUACAAACUCUUUGUUCUGGUGUACCACCAGGACAACCAGGCCUGAGCAGCAUUGUAAGACUUCCUACCUUUCAAACCUCUGAAGGAAAAGGUCUCUUAGUUACACCUUCAUUGAGCAUGACCAGCUGUCCCAAAGAAACCUCUGUUGUUUGUUCUCUUGCACAAGGAGGUUUACAGAGCACAACAUCACCCGUGCUCCAACAAACAAGACUUGCAAAUACACCACCCCAAAAUCAAGUGGCACCAGCUGUACCACCAUUGAAAACUGCGAUUUCAAGGAAUUCACCAAUGGUGCCAAUGAGCAGCACAAUCUCAAGGAUGCAGAAACUUCCAGUUGCGACAGUUCCACCAAUUGGGAGUCCAGCCACUCCUAUUGCAACUGUUCCUCCAUCGGUGAAUAUGGUAGUAAUGACAUCUUGUCAACCAAUCAGGGCUUUGCCACCUGGGACAAUUGGACAGCCGGUCAUUUUCCCCCAGCCACAAGUUCAAAGCAAGUCUGCCAUACAGGUACCCUACAGUGCGUCGACCACCUCAACCCCUAGUAAACUAGUACUGAGUCCAGAUGGCGCCAUUUUGAAUAUUGUUCGUGCAUCAGCACCACCCAGCCUACGGUUGAUGUCAAAGCCAAUGACCGCUCAAGUGGGUGUCCCCACCAGUAGUAGUGUUUCUGGACCUGUUUUAAAUACAGAUGAUCCACUUAGACAACCAGAUAUUCCAGGGGGAUUGAAAUCUUUCUGGAGGUAAUCUGAUUUCCCGGUUUGAUUAUAGAGGAUGAUCUGCUCAGUGGUUUGGGCUUUGGUAGAACUCGCUGAAUUGUAUGGGCUUCCUUUUGGUUCCUUUUCUCAUCAUAUCAAAAGGAUCCUAAAUGUUUAAAUGACAUUUUGCCCUUUACAGUACAUAUUGGGGAAAACAAUGAAUAGGUUAUGCUUAAGUGUGUAAAUAAAUUUGGUUUCACAAAGAGCGAGAAUUUCAAAUGGCCAGUAAUGUACAUAGUAAAAGUAUUUGUUUGCUGGACUUUUUCUACUCCAUUUGUCUGCCAAAUCUCUGAGGUCAUUCUUACCUCGAACCCAUGUUAGUGCAUUCAUACUCAGGUUGAGUAUUAUCAGAUAUAUUUUCUGAUUCCGAUUUGGUUUUGUGUUUCCUCUAUACAGUCUAUACAUGAAAAUAAACUUGGCAUAUUUAUGACUUAGUAUGCCGGUUUUUUUAUUUUUUAUUUAUUUUUAUUUUUUAUUAUUAAACAUAUUGGAGGAUUAGGUUAUUACACAUUUGCCUACUUUGGAUUUUUCAAAAUAUUCUGAUUGUUUGGACCGCUUGAAAAGAAAAAUGAAAAUAAAAGCCGUGUUUUGUGCUUUACAUUGCUUUAUUCUAUUGCAUUAAAAUGUUUAAACCAAAUGGUGCCUGACAGUGAAAUGGCACCCUUUUAAUGGUUGCUUAAGAAAUGCAGCAUCGCUUCAUGAAAACGUAAUUUGCCCCGUGAAGGUUCUCCAGAAAUGUCCCAGUCUGCACUAGUUACUCACAAUCUUCAGGAUCUCAAUCUGGAUCACAUUUUGGAGCUUCAAGAACAUGCAGGUACCCUUUACAUCACAUUGUUCACAUUUACAAUUCUUCAUCUUCCAUUUGUG